AUGAUCUAUCUGAUGAUAUUUUUAACCUGUUUACCAAUAUUGGCUCUCUACCUCCUGAUACCAGAGAGAUCACCUAUACAUGGUGUUUACAGACAGAAAGGACGGUGGUAUUAUCUGAAAUACUGGAUAUUUAGAAUGAUUUUCUGGUUACGAUCUUACCAGAAUAAGAGAUUAACAAAGAGCACCAAGAAUAAUAAUGCUGGGUAUGGGUUAAGAUCAAGGGUAUCACCAGGGGAAAUGGACAAAGUUCAGACCUUGAAUCAUGACCAUCCACUGGCUGUUGAUGCUGUAUAUUUUAAUGGUGGAAGUAAAGAUGGUGUUUAUAUGGUUUUAGCUACAGCAAGAAGACACAACAAUUUAACACAGACUAUUCUUAUACUAAGGCUACCAGGAAUUGGGUUAUUAGAAAUGCCAACACAGCCAGACACUAACCUAGUAGGAAAGUCAAAACAUUUUUCAGCAGGUGGGCUAACACUGAAACCUGUUGAACCAAUGAAGAAAUGGAAAUUAUCAUUUAAUGGUCAACUAAGGUAUGUGGGCUCGGUGGAAGAAACUAACAAAUAUUUAACAGUUUCAUUUGAAUUAGAGUGGAAUUGUUUAACACCAUACUUUGAUUUUGAUACUGAUCUGAACCCGAAUGUUAUGUCUGAUGCUAUAGCAAGAGAAAAGUGGUCUCGGGAGUAUUUUAACACUCUUCAAAAAGCACACCAAACACAUUAUGAGCAAUUUGGUGAAAUAAAAGGUAAUAUUGGUAUAGAGGGAUACCAUACUUAUCAUAUUGAGAUUCAGGGUGUUCGAGAUCAUUCUUAUGGUAAUAUUCGUGAUUGGAAACACAUUCAUAGAUAUGGUAUACAGUAUAUGUAUUUUGUUGAUGGAACAUCAGCGUGUAUUGGGGUAAUUUGUAUGCCAUCAACUAUGUCGAGGUUAGUUAUAGGUUACGUGUUUAAACCUAAUGGUAGCAUGGAAACCGUAUCUAGUACUGAUUUUGAACUGUAUAAUUUUGGUGAUGAUGGUAAUCCCCCGGUGCAGCUGAGCUUCAAUUUUACCACAGGUACCACGGAAUAUAAACUAGAUAUAGAGGUAAUAGAAUGUCCUGUAUUUUACAUGGGUGAAAAUUGGGAUGCUAAAAUAUAUGAACGAUUUUGUAAAUUUCAAUUAAAUGGUGUAGUUGGAUGGGGUAUCAGUGAAUGGGAUUAUAGGUAA
Molecule: messenger RNA, 1203 nt
Organism: Lottia gigantea (owl limpet)
Lineage: Eukaryota; Metazoa; Mollusca; Gastropoda; Lottiidae
Exons: 8
Coding region: 1-1203 (400 amino acids)
Source: RefSeq, a predicted model, not a curated record